Frankliniella occidentalis (western flower thrips) is the source of this 1863-nucleotide messenger RNA. RefSeq names its product luciferin 4-monooxygenase-like. Lineage: Eukaryota; Metazoa; Arthropoda; Insecta; Thysanoptera; Thripidae. The transcript is spliced from 7 exons. The record is from RefSeq and is a predicted model, not a curated record. Gene Ontology annotation, molecular function: long-chain fatty acid-CoA ligase activity. The coding region runs from base 105 to 1772 and encodes 555 amino acids. Gene Ontology annotation, biological process: fatty-acyl-CoA biosynthetic process; long-chain fatty acid metabolic process.
GUUCGCCCGCCGAGACAGAGUUUCGCUCACCCGCCGGCAGCUAGUCAGUGGAUGCGGCGAGCGCGGCGAGCUGACUGCUGUUGUUGACACGCUCUUACACCGACAUGCCUGAUAUGCCAAGUGACAGCGGGGUGUUCGUGUGGUCGGGGGAGGCCGGCAGGACGCACCCGGCCGUGUCCCUGGGGGCGUUCGUCCUGGACCACCUCCGGCGGCACGCCAAGGAGGCCGACUUCCCCGCUCAGAUCGACGCGGCCACCGGCAACGAGAUGAGCUUCCCCACCAUCCUGGAGCUGUCCGUCCAGUCGGCCGAGAGCUGGAGGGCGUCGGGGCUCGGCGUCGGCAAGACCCUGGUCGUGUUCGCGCGCAAUAGCGAGAUGCUGUUCCCCGCAGUGCUGGGCGCCGUGUUCCAGGGAGUCACCCUGAGUGGCAUCAGCCCCACUGCCAGUGAAGGCGAGCUGCGUCACUGCCUGGCCUUGCUGCGCCCCGAUGCCAUCCUCUGCGACCCGCCCAACGUGAACCUGGCCCGGCGUGUGAUGGCCGAGGCCGGCGUCGUGGCCGAAGGCUGCCUGCUCCUGGUGCAGUCCGAGGAGGCCGCCGAGGGCGCGCGGACGCUUGGCGACGUGAUGCGACUCGUGGACGCGACGGCCGUAGACGUGGCUUCGUACCGCCCCGCCGACGUCGGUGACUUCCGCGAGCACGUGGCCGCCGUGUUCUUCUCGUCCGGUACGACGGGGAUGCCCAAGGGCGUCAUGCUCAGCAACUUCGGCAUGCUCAUGUCGACGCAGGACUGCGUCAUGGCGUUCCGCUGCGUCCGCGGGGAGCGCAUCCUGUGCACAUCGCUCAUGUCCUGGGUCACGGGCAUCGGCCUGCUCGUGGCCAGCUCGCUGGCGGGCUCCACCAGGGUGUGCGACACCUUCACCUCCCCGCCGGCGCUGCUCGCGUCCCUGCGCCGCUACGAGUGCAACUGCUGGUUCACGGCCCCGCCGCUGAUGAUGCUGGUCGCCGAGGCCGUGCGCGCCGAGGGUAAGGACUUGACGCGGCCGCCCUGCCCCAAGCUCCGCGCCGUGGUCGUGGGCGGCACGGCCCUGCCCGCCCCCAUGGAGGAGGCCCUGGCGCGCGUCAUGCACUGCGACAUCCACCAGACGUACGCCUCCACCGAGACCCUGGUCCUCUCCGCGGGCAGCAAGCCGCUGCGGGCCGGAUCGACCGGAAAGCUCGUGCCGGGAGUCCGAGUCCGGUUUGUGGACAUAGACACGGGCGUGGACAUCCGCACCCCUGGCGUCCCCGGUGAGCUGCGUAUCGACUCGCCCUCCACGAUGAAGGGCUACAAGGACAACGCGGAGGAGACGGCGCAGGCGUUUGACGAGCACGGCUACUUCUGCAGCGGCGACAUCGCCUACCUGGACGCGGACGGCUACCUGUACAUCGUGGGGCGCCUGAAGGAGCUGCUCAAGUACCAUGGCGACAAGGUGGCGCCCGCCGAGGUGGAGGCGGUCCUCCGGGAGCACCCCGGCGUGGCCGAGGCCUGCGUCGUGGGCCGCCCAGACCCGCUGGCCGGGGACGUCCCAUCGGCCGUCGUCGUGCGGCGUCCCGGCCACAACGUCACAGAGCAGGAGCUGCAGCAGCUCGUGGCGGAUCGCCUAUCGAAUACCAAGAGACUGCGAGGGGGUGUCGUUUUCAUCGAGCAGAUCCCGAAGACAUCAAAUGGAAAAGUUGCGAGGCGAAACGUGAUGCAAUAUCUGGAUGGCCAUCCCAUGCAAGAAUUGGAUUAAAACUGACACCAAUAAUUUAUUCAUCUCUUGACGUUUUCAUUUUAAGCCUUUCCUUUACGCCCUUUUCCAAAAUUAAACAUAUAUUUCACGA